AUGUCCGUCAUGUUGCAGACCCCUUCCCGAGCCUCUACUGCCUCCUCCUCGUCGUUCCAACCUAUAUCACGCCAAAACACCAUGUCUUCCUACGACGGUUCGCGCUCUGCGCGCCAAUCCAAGCGCUACUCCAUGUCGGCCUUGUACAUGUCCAUCUCGGCCAACGAAGGAGACCUUCAAAUUGAGGAUGACCUCGCUAAAGCGCAAAAAGCACUUCGUGAUCUCAAGUCCAAGAUCUCAUCUCAGUCCAAGAAGAACUUCGUUCUUGAGAAGGAUGUGCGAUAUCUUGAUUCGCGAAUUGCGCUACUUAUUCAGAAUCGUAUGGCUUUGGAAGAGCAAAAUGAAGUCGCGAGCCAUCUCGAGGAUGCUCUCGAGAUGCAGCAAGGUGUCUUUCCCAACGACGACAAGACGCAAAAAUACGGCAACCUCUUGUUUCUUCUGCAAUCCGAGCCCAGGCACAUUGCCCACCUGUGUAGGCUGGUCUCUAUGGCGGAGAUCGACUCUCUGCUGCAGACGGUCAUGUUUACCAUCUACGGAAACCAGUACGAAAGCCGCGAAGAGCAUCUCCUUCUCACUAUGUUUCAGUCUGUUUUGACCUACCAAUUCGACAACACUCCCGACUACUCCUCCCUCCUCCGCGCCAACACCCCCGUUUCUCGAAUGAUGACCACCUACACUCGAAGAGGACCCGGUCAGAGUUUCCUCAAGUCCGUGCUUGCUGAUAGAAUCAAUGGCUUGAUCGAGCUGAGGGACCUGGACCUGGAAAUUAACCCGCUCAAGGUGUAUGAGCGCAUGAUUGAGCAGAUCGAGGAGGAUACCGGCCAGCUGCCUCCUCAUCUUCCCAAGGGAAUUACAGGCGAGCAAGCUGCCGAGAACCCUCAGGUUCAGGCUAUCAUCGAGCCCCGUCUGACGAUGCUGACCGAGAUUGCUAAUGGCUUCUUGACCACCAUCAUUGAGGGGCUUGAGGAGGCGCCAUAUGGCAUUCGAUGGAUCUGCAAGCAGAUCAGGAGUUUGACCAAGCGCAAAUACCCAGAUGCUAACGACCAGGUUAUUUGCACCUUGAUCGGCGGAUUCUUCUUCCUGCGCUUCAUCAACCCAGCCAUCGUCACGCCGAAAUCGUACAUGCUCAUCGAUGGAACCCCGGCCGAGCGACCGCGACGAACCCUGACCUACAUCGCCAAGAUGCUCCAGAACCUCGCAAACAAGCCAUCCUACGCCAAGGAGCCGUACAUGGCCAAGCUUCAGCCGUUCAUCCAUCAGAACAAGGACAGGAUCAACAAGUUCAUGCUCGAUCUUUGCGAAGUCCAGGACUUUUACGAGAGCCUCGAGAUGGACAAUUACGUUGCGCUGUCCAAGAAGGACCUCGAGCUCGAGAUUACUCUCAACGAAGUGUACGCCAUGCACGGAUUGAUCGACAAGCACCAUGACGAACUGUGCAAAGACGAAAGCUCGCAUCUCGCCAUCAUCAUGUCCGAGUUGGGAACAUCGCCAGCCCAAGUGCCGCGCAAGGAGAACAGGGUCAUCAACCUCCCUCUGUUCAGCAGAUGGGAGACGGCCAUCGAUGACCUGACAGCAGCCCUGGAUAUCACGCAGGAGGAAGUGUAUUUUAUGGAAGCCAAGUCCAUCUUUGUGCAGGUUAUGCGAUCGAUUCCUUCCACGAGCAGCGUGGCGCGUCGUCCGCUACGACUCGAGCGCAUCGCAGACGCCGCCGCAACAAGCCGCAACGACGCUGUGAUGGUUCGCAAGGGUAUUCGGGCUAUGGAGCUGUUGUCUCAGCUUCAAGAACUGCGCGUCAUCGACAAGAGCGACCAGUUUGGACUCCUUCGAGAUGAAGUUGAGCAGGAGCUUCAGCAUCUGGGCUCUCUCAAGGAGGGUGUGCUUACCGAGACGGCGAAGCUGCAGGAAGUGUACAAGACGAUCCGAGACCACAACGUCUACCUGAACGGACAGCUCGAGACCUACAAGAGCUACCUGCAUAAUGUGCGAUCGCAGAGUGAGGGCACAAAGAGAAAGCAGCAGAAGCAGCAGGUCCUUGGUCCUUACAAGUUCACUCAUCAGCAACUCGAGAAGGAGGGUGUCAUCCAGAAGAGCAAUGUUCCCGACAACAGACGGGCCAACAUCUACUUCAACUUUACAAGUCCCUUACCGGGAACCUUUGUUAUUUCCUUGCAUUACAAGGGCCGCAACAGGGGUUUGCUCGAACUGGACCUCAAGCUGGAUGACCUGCUUGAGAUGCAAAAGGACAACCAGGACGACUUAGACCUUGAAUACGUCCAGUUCAACGUGCCAAAGGUGCUGGCUCUGCUUAACAAGCGCUUCGCUCGAAAGAAGGGCUGGUAG
Fusarium keratoplasticum is the source of this 2340-nucleotide messenger RNA. RefSeq names its product Ras-GAP domain-containing protein. NCBI's taxonomy places the organism in Eukaryota, Fungi, Ascomycota, Sordariomycetes, Hypocreales, Nectriaceae. Bases 1 to 2340 code for a protein of 779 amino acids. Gene Ontology annotation, biological process: regulation of actin cytoskeleton organization; regulation of GTPase activity. Gene Ontology annotation, cellular component: cell cortex. The transcript is spliced from 5 exons. Gene Ontology annotation, molecular function: protein binding; GTPase activator activity. The record is from RefSeq and is a predicted model, not a curated record.